Messenger RNA from Peromyscus californicus insignis, 4945 nucleotides. RefSeq names its product CRK like proto-oncogene, adaptor protein (gene Crkl). The record is from RefSeq and is a predicted model, not a curated record. The transcript has 3 exons. NCBI's taxonomy places the organism in Eukaryota, Metazoa, Chordata, Mammalia, Rodentia, Cricetidae. Gene Ontology annotation, biological process: positive regulation of ERK1 and ERK2 cascade. Gene Ontology annotation, molecular function: protein binding. Bases 438 to 1349 code for a protein of 303 amino acids.
UAUUGGGAGCGGGCUGGGUAGAAGGGCCCGGGAGGCGCGACUCUUGGUGGAGUAGGCGGCUUCGUGGGACGGCGAGGGCCGGUGCGGGCUCGUGAGGCUGCGGAGCCGGCGGGGUCCAGGACAGAAGUCACCGGAGCCACCCCUGGACGCCGGGCAGCCGAGAAGCCCGAGGCGGCCUCCGCCACUGCUCGGCUUCGCCCACCUCGACCCCCGGGCUUUGCCCCGUGUUCCCGGGCCGCAAAAACCGGCCCGGUGCAGGCGGGCGGUGGCGGAGGAUGCUGCGGGGCCCGGAGCCGAGAGGAACGUCCUGACCCAGCCCUCUGAUUGCGCCUCGAGGUGUUCCGAGAGGCCCUUCCUCGGCCCCAAAGCCGACAGCGGGUAAAGGCUGCAAGAGCAGGCGAGAGCAGCAGACGCCGCCCAUCCCUGGACCCAACACCAUGUCGUCCGCCAGGUUUGAUUCUGCAGACCGCUCUGCCUGGUACAUGGGACCAGUGUCUCGCCAGGAGGCGCAGACCCGUCUCCAGGGCCAGCGCCAUGGCAUGUUCCUAGUCCGGGACUCCUCUACCUGCCCCGGGGACUAUGUACUGUCCGUGUCCGAGAACUCGCGUGUCUCGCACUACAUCAUCAACUCCCUGCCCAACCGCCGCUUUAAGAUCGGGGACCAGGAGUUUGAUCAUUUGCCGGCCUUGCUGGAGUUCUACAAGAUCCACUACCUGGAUACUACCACCUUAAUCGAACCAGCGCCCAGGUAUCCAAGUCCACCCAUGGGUUCUGUCUCAGCGCCCAACUUGUCUGCAGCAGAAGAAAAUGUGGAGUAUGUGCGGACUCUGUAUGACUUUCCUGGGAACGAUGCUGAAGACCUACCCUUUAAAAAGGGUGAGAUUCUAGUGAUAAUAGAAAAGCCUGAAGAACAGUGGUGGAGUGCCCGGAACAAGGAUGGCCGGGUUGGAAUGAUUCCUGUCCCUUACGUUGAAAAGCUUGUGAGGUCCUCACCGCAUGGAAAACAUGGAAAUAGGAAUUCUAACAGUUAUGGCAUCCCAGAACCUGCUCACGCAUACGCUCAACCUCAGACCACAACUCCUCUACCUACAGUUGCCAGUACUCCUGGGGCAGCGAUCAACCCUUUGCCAUCCACACAGAAUGGACCUGUCUUUGCAAAAGCAAUCCAGAAGAGAGUACCGUGUGCUUAUGACAAGACCGCAUUGGCAUUGGAGGUUGGUGACAUUGUGAAAGUCACAAGGAUGAAUAUAAAUGGCCAGUGGGAAGGCGAGGUGAAUGGGCGCAAAGGGCUUUUCCCUUUCACACAUGUUAAAAUCUUUGACCCUCAAAACCCCGAUGACAACGAGUGAUUGCUGUUGCCGCCCCUGCUGCUGCCUUGUUGUGCCUGUCGUAGUCUCCGUUGAAGUGGGAGGCACUCUCACAUGCAAGUCACACUGAGCUGCUGGUGGCCGGCUUUCCAUCCACUGGGUCUCCUGCACAUUUGGAAUGCCUCCAGCAGCUGCCUCUUGGCAUUUGUAUCAUAGUCAUGCUGUCAAAGAGUAGCGGUCUUAGCCUUCUUCUGGAUUGUAAACUGGAACCCUGGUGGAAGCACACAGUAGAACUGAGCACAGAAGGGUCUUCCUUCUCAUCACUGCCUCGUUUGUAUUGGAGACGGACUCUUGUGUGAGCCUGCUGACGGUCCACAUGGAGAGGGCUAGCCUCGGCAAGCUCUUGCUGUUGCUGGUCCACAGAGCAGUGGCUUUGCUACCGACUUGUUUUUCUUUGGACGACAGAGGAAGUAAACUCCAGACAGUUCUGUCCAAACUCCUGCAGUCUGGCUUGUUUCCACUUUCUUUUGUUUAGUUUUGGUUUUGGAAGACUAAUUCAUUAGAGUUGUGUGUUCUGAACAGAUUUUUAAAUAGUAGGUUGGAUUUUUGUGAUAGUCUAAGGAACAAUUUGUGUCCCUGAGCUUCCAAACUGAAGCUGCUGUACGUAACUAAAGAAUAUGAAAAAGACACCCUGAAGUAGAGGCCUUUAUCUUUUGGUUGCCACGAUACCUUGUGUGCCGUGUGGCAAACAUUGCACACACACAGCGGUCAUGGUGUGCCGUGCUGGGUGCAGCCUGGAAGCACCAGGGUGAACUACUGGUGGUCUGGGGACCCUGUGGCUGUCUGUCACUGUUGCUACCGACAGAAGCAGAAAGGGUGGAGCGCUUGGUCAGUUCUGUCUCGCGUUUGAGUAAGUACACCCCCUUUAAGAACUCAAGUGAGUCAUCACAGAGUCCUGUCAGCUCUUCCUGUCCAGACCCAGCCUGUCCAGGCAGCUUGAAAGUGGUAGUCCUGUCUGGUUCCACAGCCUAAGUGGAACAGAACACAGUGCUCCUAAACCAAGAAAAUGCAGCCUCUGGAACCCUUAACCCAUAUACCAUGAGCCAACAACAUGCAAGCCAGCUGGUACAAAUGUGUGGGCCCCUCAUCUGCACGUGGCAACCCUGAGUUCUAGAACCUUUCUGUAGUAUGCUCUGUUUCAGCUGGACCCUGAUGAGGACACGCCUCCACACAGAACUCCAAGCAGACCGAGAAAUGUAGCAGUGACUUAGUGAGCAGCUCCAUCGUUUACAGACAGCUGUAACUGUGGCCCUGGCUCUGGAGGCUCUUAGGCUGUGAGAACUAAUGAAUACACUCAGCAGACAAAAACUAACACAAGCAUUUGUCCACUAUAUUUAUUUCUCUUCAAGACUUUUUUUUUAAUUUUGUGUAUAUUGGGCAUGGUGGCACACACCUUUAAUCCCAGCGCUCAGAAAGGCAGAGGCAAGCAGAUCUCAGAGUUCAAGGCUAGCCUGAGUUCAAGGCUAGCCUGGUCUGUGUAGUGUGUUACAGGACAACCAGGCCUACAAAGAGAGACUGUUUCAGAAACACCCCCUGUAAAGGUGUGUGGGUGUUUUGCCUGCAUGUAUGAAUGUGCAUCACAUGGGUGCGGUGUCUUAAGGAGGCAGGAAGAGAGGGUUGGAUCCUCUGGAACUGGAGUUACUGUGUGGGUGCUAAGAGUCGAACCUGGGUCCUCUGUAAGCGCAGCAAGUGCUCUUAGCUGCUGAGCCAAUCCUUGAGCCCCACCAGCUUCUCUUUAAAUCAGGCUGAGAAAGUGCCAUAUUUAAGAAUGUUCAUGUGACAAAAUGGUCAUUUGGGCUUUGGGGUAUUAUCAUGUCUCCCUGUCUGUGGCUUUCCAGAAAAAAGUGGUAAAGGUCAACUUUUUCCAUCUCUGAAAGCUACCGUUUUUUAGCCAGAUCUGUUGAGUGGGCCCCAAACUCUGCCUACAACAAUACUUGCCUUCUGGCUAGUGACCCAGUUCAGCCCUAGGCCUUUUGAUACCUGUGCUGAAUACAUGCCUUGUUCACAGAGGACAACCCCUGAGGAAUCAUUACUGGGGCUUGAACCUCUUGCCUUACACAUGCUAGAGAAGCCCUCUACCACUGAGCUCUUUCUUAAAUUUUGAGAUGGGAUCUCCAUAAAAUGCCCAUGCGGGCUUUGACUUUUUCAUCCCAGCCUCGGCUGAAAUUUGAGUCACCACACCCAGCUUUUAAGGUCUUUUAAAAACUACGUUUAACUGAAGGGCUUGGUGCCUUUUGAUGAUAGCAGCAUGCUUAGUGCAGGCAGCCAUUUUUGAGAACAGGAUUUCCCUCCUCAAGUCUGUUGACCAGCAAGACUCCAUGUAGAUUCAGGAUCAGAAUGUCCCAUAAGCCUGGGGUUUGGUUUAUGAAAUCAGUUAAUUUGGCCCAUGUAGUUGUUUCUACAGCUCUCUGAAAUCCAGAGCUGGAAAUAAAGACUUAAGUUCUGAACUCUCAGGAUAUGUGCCGAAAGUAGUAAUUUCCUUUCCUGACUUAAAAGCUCAUCAGUUUCUUAAUCAGGAAAAUUUUCCUUUUCACACUGAUAGAAAGUGGCAUCUUGCCUAGGUCCCACUCUUGUGGGAAUGUGAUCCAGGGGUGGCUCUCCUUCCGUGGCCGGCAUUGUCCCAUGGUCUGCUCUGCUGUGUUGUAGAAAGUGCUGGGAUGACAACCCACUCACUGUGGCUGUUGUGCUGAGAAGGACUCAGUCAGGUAGUCAGGGCAUAGACCGCUAGGUUAGAGUCCGUUUCCCAGGCAGGACCUCCCGUGCUGAAGGCGCCUGUCACCCCUGCGCUGCUCUGACACACCUGUUGCAGGUCAUCCAGACUCAGAACCCUGUGCUCUCCGGCAGAGACUCUGUGCCCUCCCUUGGAGUUGCAGGUUCCUGGCACUGUGCCAGCCUUCCUCUACAGCUGUUUACAGACAAGAUGGGCCAAGACUGAUGGCCACUGCUCUUGGAACUUUUGCUCAGAAGAAUAAUGAGCUUUUUUUUUUUUAAAGGGAUGAUGUGUUUUUGUUCCAGGUGUUUAUAAUUUAAUCUUUUAAUAUUAUGUUCAUUAACAUCUUAAAAUGAGUGGAUUCUUGAUUGUUUUAACACAGUACCUAAGACUAAUGCUUUCUGUGGACUCCUCACCAUGGGACCAGAGAACCACAUCCCUGGUAACUGCUGUGAGCGUGGACACUGAGCUGCUUGUAUAUUCUAGAAGAGCAGGAGGACAGUUCUCUGAGACAGGAGGAACAGUGGCCUUGCUUCUAGACGGUCUUCACUGUGUGUUUUAAAACGACAUAAAACUCUUUUGACGUGUAUAACUUAAAGAUCAUAAGUGUCAGGCAAUAAUAUUUUCUGUGUAAGCUUUUAAAAUUAUUUUUGGGGAUCAUAGCUUGUUUUAUUUUGUGCUAUAAAAUUAACAGUAUUAAAUGACUUAUAUUCUUAGAAUACAUUGAGUGUCUUUUCUUAACAGAUUAGUGCCUUUUUAUUUUUGUAUUCCAUUUUACGUUACUGGUCCCAGCAUCAAAGCCCUUGUUUCCAUGGCCUGUUUGUACAUUGUCUCAAUAAAACUUGCACCAGCUGGCGGUGGCAGCAGC